Molecule: messenger RNA, 926 nt
Organism: Leptopilina heterotoma
Lineage: Eukaryota; Metazoa; Arthropoda; Insecta; Hymenoptera; Figitidae
Exons: 3
Coding region: 110-745 (211 amino acids)
Source: RefSeq, a predicted model, not a curated record
GUUUUUUGAUAAUAAACCUCUCACAUAAGAAUGCAAAUCUCUCACUUUACUAAUUUUUUAUGCAAUUUUAUGAUUCACGUAUCGAUUUUGAUUUUUUCGGAAGCAAAAUAUGUCGGAAGAUGCUGCAGACGGUAUUAAUUCCCAACGUAUGGAGAUUGAUAAUGGCUUCGACUUGUCAAAUAAUGGCGAAUUAAGUGAAAAUGAGAAUUCGAUUAAUGUGUCACAAGGUGACAAAGAAUCACAAGAUAAUUUUACUUUUGAAGAAAACGAUUUAUUUCAUUUUCUUAAUUCCACUUUAGAAGGUCAGAUAGUUUUAAGGAAAUAUAAAAUUACUGGUAAUCUCGAUUAUGUCAGACUUAAAGAUUUGAUAAUUAUGAGGGAGAUAAAAAAAGAUCCUAUUAACUAUUCAAUAAAAAGAAGAAGGUUUAUUGAAUUAAAAGAGCAAUUAGAACAAUUGUUUCCUACAGAAGAUUCUAGCUUAUUUUAUAUUCCGAGCAGCGAAACUGCGGAUAAAGAAUCUAUGAGUGCCAGAGGGUGUUUAUACAAUUAUUAUAAAAUAAUCAGGAAAGAGUUGCGUGACGUGAGACUCUUAUCCAAAUCGCAAAAUAAGAAUUCUUCUUCUGAUAACGUCAGUUCUGUCUGUAAGAUGGAAGAUUUUUUAAUUUGUUUUUUAAAAAUGUUUUUUAAUAUUGAAGUAUUUUAUGUUAUUCCGUUGUGUGUGUAUAUAUAUAGGUAUUCAAACUAGUGAUUUCGAAUCUUUGACAAGUCAAAAUGGAGAGGCAUAUUCUAUUGCAAAGGUUACCAAAAAUUGGGAGGAAACAUACAGUCAUCGUAUGAAGCUGCUUGUCUCACAUUCAAAAAAAAACUCCACACCUUUAGAAGUGUAUUUUAAAACAUUUCCGCGACUCAAAUCUCCACUUGGCUUA